AUGGCUCCAGCUUCUCGAACCUUGGAAAGUUUGUAUAGAAUUCUCCAGACUUCUCAACGACCUCAUUCGUUACCUUCGUCACCUCAUUUGUCAAAAAUAAGUCAUUUGCAUAUUCAAGAAAAUAUUAAUCCAUCAAUCACCAAUAUUACUCGUUACGAAUCAUUGUCAAAUGAAAAUUUACAACAAGAACAGAGAUCUUUAACGAAUGAUGAUAAUGAUCCAAUUGAAUUAGAUCGUAUGGAUUCGCCAUCAUCAACUAAUCAACAACAGAGUUCAGCAACGAAAUCACCUCUACAAAAGUCUACAUCAAUAACAUCAGUUCCAGUUUUAACAAAUAUUUUAUCUCCUGUUCAUGUACCAUUUUCAAUUUUUGAUCCAAUGUCUUCGAUUAAUUCAGCAACAACCACAACAUUAGCUUAUACAUCAUCAAUUUCUCAUUUUCAUGAAGUUCACCCUCAACGCUUAAUGAGCAACAAAGAUAUACCAUUAACAAAUCGACGUUGUCCAUGUUCAUAUUGUAACACAUUAAGUUAUAGUAUUGACCAUCAAUUUAUCGAUACAGGAUGUUCAAAGUGGAUUAAUCAACAGUCACCACAAUCAUAUUCAAAUCAACAUUCUAAUUUCUUUCAACAAGAUUCAAAAAACUUGCAUCAACAAUAUCCACAACUAAUUCGUUAUUCACAAACAGCAACAACAUCAAUAGUUCAAUCCUUAGCUCCACAACAAUAUCUGAUUCAACCAUUAUCAACUUAUUAUCAACAACAAAUACCACAAACAACAUAUUACAUAACAGCAAUAAUAAUUUUUCAUCGACAACAACAAUUUCUUUCUUAG
Messenger RNA from Didymodactylos carnosus, 834 nucleotides. NCBI's taxonomy places the organism in Eukaryota, Metazoa, Rotifera, Eurotatoria, Philodinida, Philodinidae. The record is from the annotation of a GenBank genome assembly.